AUGGCGCAAGAUUCGCGAGGCCAGUCUGGGUCGCUCCACCAGCUGCAUGCCACCGCAUCGCGCUCCGAGGGCUUGACCACCUUCGACGACCUGACAUCCCCGCCACCCGCAUCCAUAACGAACGAUGCCAAAAGCUUCGACAUGGUUCAAAGCGGCCUGAGUGGUCUAUACAGCCGCUUGAAGGCCUCGGUCGGUGGCAAUAAAGAACAAGGCAACGAGCAUCUUGAAGAGGUCAUGGGUGGAGGUGCAAAGAAUAAGGCGGUCAAAAGGCCAGCUCUCCCGAAGAGCCCAGCUGGAACGGCUGUAUCCUCGCCUGUCAUAGUGUCAGUGCCUUCUUCGAGACUGCAGUCUCCACUUGCGCCGACUUUCCCAGAACACCCUCCCCCGCCUUCUCGCGAUUCGAAUAUCUCCAGCUCUGCAAUAUCUGCAAAACCUUCCUUGAAUGGUUCUAAGUCUUCACUCGGAACGACGCGCUCGAGACCGUCUAUAACAUCCACAAUAGAUCCUGGCAAGAUGACCCGCGAAGAUGAAACCUUCUCUCAUAGCCCUCUCAGCACCAUGAGCAAACUCCAUGGCACCCACUCUCUGGAAGCUGCAUCCAAGAAUAGUUCUUCGAGCGGUCUAGUGUCCGGCUCAAAAAGCAGAGAUGCAUCGCGUUAUCGUUCCGAACGAACAAAAUACCGGCAAAGAAAUGAUAUGGACCUCGUAGAGCAAGAGAGUGAUACUACUGAAGAUGAUGUAGUGCUUGUAGAAGGGGAGAACAAGGUGAGAGAUAAGUCAGGGUCUGCAUUUCCGCUGGAUGUCGUAGGCGACGACCUCGCUCGGGUCACAUCUCGAACAGAAAGGCAAUACAAACUCCCCUCUAAACCAGCGAAAGAGCCGUCCAGUAAUGAUUCUCAAACAACUGAGAUACCGCACGUUACUGCCAAUGCUCAAACGCCUGUACUCGCGCCUUCGCCUCAACGUCCUCCAUUGGUACAAGUUGGGCCGUCCCAUCUGCCCGGCUUUCACCCAUCACGGAUGUCUUCGUCAGAUGGCCUGAGCUCCGUCAUCACAACUACCACGGUUCGUAGCCCCGCUGUGCCGCCUAUUGAAGAGGUUCAGCGCCCUACUAUCAGGCCAUCCAGCACUUUGUCGCAUGCCACCCCAUCUCAAGUACCACGAAAACUCCUUAGUCGCGAAUACUGGAUGAGAGACGAAAAUGCGAAAGACUGCUUCAACUGUGGGGACGCUUUCUCGACUUUCAGACGUAAACAUCACUGUCGCACAUGUGGACAAAUAUUUGACUCGAAGUGCACUGUCAUUGUCUCUGGCAAGAUGUUCGGUCAGACAAUGAAUGUCAGAGUGUGCAAGCCCUGCGAAGACAUAAUCCAAGGUAAUGGUGACGACUCGUCCGAGUACACUGACGACGGAGAUCAAGCUUCUCUUUAUGAGCAUGAUGAGGACAACAGCAUGGACGGAGACCAAUUUGAUCCGUCAGAAAGCGACCACACUAAGAUUGGCACCCCGACCAUCAGCAUACCCAUGUCAAGAAAGGUGGGCAGUGAGAAGAAGCGUAGAUCUGCCGUGAUUGAAGUCGCUCCCCAGCUCCCCAGACCCAGCUCUUCCCGGUCUUUGCGCUCACUGAGUGGACGGCCACGCUCGUCUAGUCACAAACGCCACCACCAGCAUAUGCGCAAUGUCAGACAUGAUGAAAGGGCACCCUUCCACCAGUAUCACACAGAUCUUCCACGAAGCCGUUCAGCACUUCCUGCUUUUCACCACGAUAAUAUCAUCGAUCCCGACCUCGCCCCAUUCAUGUCAGACGAGGGUUCCAGUGAUGACGAGCCGGCUAGCAUAUUUGCGACUCUCCGGUCCGACUCGCCAUCGCAUACUAGUAUGGAUCACGAGAAAGGAGGACUGGGUGGACUCCUCGCUGCUAUGCGAAAAGGCAAAGGCAAGGCCGACAGGAGCACUGUCGGCGGUGCCUAUGCAAGAGACACAGACACUGCGAGCAUCACAAGUCGUCACGUCAACCGGCACUCUAAGCGGAGAAAUCUUAGCGUCAGCAGUAUCACACAUAGACCUUCACCUCGACGGUCGAAGAGUAACAGUCUUUUGAAACCUUUCGGUGCUGGCUUUGGCGGAACUUCGCCCAUCCCACAGCCGGCCAUACUACAACCUUCUCCCGCGCCGCCGUCUGCCUCUAAAAUCACACGCAGUGCUUCUAUGCAAGGUGGAAACGCUCCACAGAUCGAACUCAACCAGGCAAGCUUGGAACAUGUCCGCAGACUGUUGAAGCAGAUGUUGCAAGACGCCGGCAUAUCGCAUGCUUCGAGUUGGGAGAGGGCCCUUGUUCCCAUACUGUUGCAGUGCACUGAUGACGUCAACCCAGAUCUUCAUAGAGGUGAUGAUAUCGACAUACGACACUACAUCAAACUCAAGAAGAUUCCUGGCGGAAGACCUCGUGACACUUCCUAUGUCUCUGGUGUCAUAUUUUCGAAGAAUGUUGCUCUCAAGAGCAUGCCUCGCAAUGUUGCUCACCCAAAGAUUCUCAUCAUCACAUUUGCUGUUGAGUACGCGAGACAUCAGACGCAUUUCAUGAGUCUGGAUCCUGUCAUUGCUCAAGAAAGAGAGUAUCUCAAGAACAUUGUGGAUCGGAUCGUGGCCCUUAGACCUAAUGUUCUGCUCAUCCAGCGAAACGUUUCCGGUCUUGCUCUUGAGUUUCUGGAAGAAGCAGGCAUCUCCGUUGCCUACAAUGUAAAAGAGACGGUCUUGAAUGCGGUCGCCCGAUGCACUCAAUCGAGGCCUGUGUCCUCCGUAGAUCAGCUGGCCGAUCAAUCCCGCCUUGGACGUUGUGGAAGCUUUGACGUCAAAACAUACGUUCACAAAUCGGCUAAACGGAACUACAUCUUUCUAUCCGGCUGUCAGCCGGAUCUUGGAUGCACGAUAGCUCUUCGUGGAGACGGAGCAAAAAGUCUAGCGAAGCUGAAGCGCAUCACGGAGUUCAUGUGCUAUGUGGUGUACAAUCUCAAACUCGAGACUUGUCUGAUGCGGGAUGAAUUCGUCCUCAUUCCUGUUACUUCGAACAGUGGAACGAUAGCUACAGACAAUGAGUCGUUACCUUCACAUAACACCGAUAGCAUUGACACUUCAGCCGAAAAGCCUCCCGUUGCAGGCGACAAUUCUCAAACGACUGCACUUGUCUUGCAGGUUCCACAAGAUGCACCAGCGCCAUCUUUCUACAGUGAAAUGGUAGAGAAUCAUCGCACCAAGCUUUUAUCUGCAUCACCAUUCGUCAAGUUCAUGCAGCCAUACUUACUCAAUCAAGCACGCGAGUAUGAGAAGAAGCUUGGGUAUCUCAAGCAGUUGCGAGACCAAUACACCGCCACUGACACGGAUACUGAAGGCGCGCCCCAGAAAUUCAAUUUAGUGCAACCUGAAAUGGUGCAUGGGGUGGUUGAUCAAGCGUCAAAGCAAGUGCGUGAGUUUUUGCAUGCGGUGCACGCGUCUGAGUACGAAAAAGCCCUGCAUAAUUACAAGACCCAGAAACGACAAUGGGAGGCCUACCUAGCUACCAACUCUGAACUCUUCGACCCAUUCAACCAUCAGAAGAUCGCGGUACUCUAUAGUGUCGUCAAUACUGCCUAUUCCACGCCAUGCAUUGGUCCAGAUAUCAUUGCACUGAAUUUCUAUCAGGAGCAUGAUUUCGAUGACGGCUUUACUCCGGAUUGCACGUUAGGUCAAUAUGUCGAAGACCUCUGUCACGGAGUGAAUUCGCUUUGCGAGGUAGACGGAUGUAACCGUAGAAUGGUGGAUCAUUCACGCCAAUAUGUGCAUGGAGAAGGCCAAAUGAGUGUCAUUGUGCAGAAGUACCCUUCGAAGAUCAAAGGCUUGCAGAACACAAUUCUGAUGUGGAGCUGCUGCAGAAUAUGUGGUCAAGAGACUCAAGUUAUCCCCAUGUCAGAUAGCACAUGGAAGUACUCGUUCGCAAAGUAUCUGGAAUUGACAUUCUGGAGCAGCCAAUUGCAUCCGCGCGCCGGCCUUUGCCCCCACGAUAUCCACAAAGACCAUGUCCGAUACUUCGGGUUCAAUAAUGCGGCCUUGCGCGUCCAAUAUGACCCAGUGUCCUUGUACGAAGUUACUGUGCCCCGCCCUAUCGUCACUUGGAAAGUGGAUAGCGAUCUCCGGUUAAAGAAUGACCAAUUCUUAAAAAUAGAAGAACGGCUCGACAGAUUUAUGGUAUCGGUUCGCGCACGUAUCAAGAGCAUUCACGUGGAGAGCGUCAUUCCUGAGAAGGUUGAGCUCUGCCGGAUAGAGGUUGACAGACUGAUGAAGCGUGCCAACGAUGAGCACGAUUGGCUGAAAGCAAAACUCCAAGAUAAGUACUUGAACUCGAAAUAUUACGAGAUCAUCCCGAUGAACCGAGCUAUCCGUGCUAUCCAAGAGAAGGCGAUUGCGUGGGAUGAGACCUUUGUUGAGUUCGAGCAACAAUACUUCCCAUCUGAGAAAGAUAUCAGGCGAUUGGCAACAUUACAGCUGAAAAAGCUUUUCCUGGAGCGCGACGAGUCUACCAGCUCGCUGACUUCUGUAGAGGAGGGAUCAGAAACUUCGGAGGAGCGCUCCAUCAACGAAAAGGGAGAGCCUCUCGCACUACCACCCAUGCCUUCGAGUAUGUCGCCCGAGCGUGCGCGCGUUAUGCUGAAUUCUGUGGUGGAGGAAGACCAUUCGCAAAGUACUGCGCCACCUGAAGGUGAAUCAAAUAAAGCAUCGGAGGCCCCACUGGCGCCGGAGCAAUCGAAGGGAGACCAACUUCUACCAGUUCAAACCCCAUAUGACGCGCUAGAGCGAGACGAUGUGCGGCAUCUUGAUCUAGCCGUGUCUUCCAGGUUCUCGGAUCAUCCAAAUACUACGGACGAGGAGCUCCUAAAGACCCCGACAAUGUCCCCUGAGCAGGAUUUCAAUGGACCCGGGUCACCCACACCUACGGCACUGCCACGAGUGGAUCCAAUUGACAAGAUGGUGGCUGAUGUCAUUGAGAAUAUGCCAUCAUCUCCCACACCUUCUUACCCUGCAGGUGGUCCGCUGGAGAGCAAGAUACCUCGUCUGGUUGACACUAUUCGUCGCGAAACCAGCUCUUACACAAGACCCGCGACUUUGAUCCGAACUCAGUCACAACCUGGUGGUAUUCCUAAAAGCCCCAGCCCACCGCAUGUUGUGGCAGCUAGCAAACCCUUGGAAUCAAUGAAGAGACCAGGCAGUGAUGCUGCAAGGGCAAUGGACCGCAUAACCGACAGAUUAUCUCUUGCCACAUUCAAGCAGUCGAAGUCCUCGUCAAAAAUACCUCGCUCCAUACCCAUCUUCCGAAGUCAAAGAGAAGCAUCUAAGGUGUCCAAGCUUGCAGAGCAUUUUGAGCAGCUGUCGCGGGAGUUCCAGAGAGAGCGAAUGCGCGAGCGGCGCAAUGAACGCGGUCGACAAGCGCGAGCUUACCCAUUAGCAUCAUCGAAGCCAAUCGUAGAAGUGUACAAAGAUGUGCACGAAGCCGUGCAAGAACACAACCCAUCAGACGAAGAGAUUGUGAGCUCACCAGCACGCAUCAGCACCGACAAUAGUACUCUCGAAGACAGUACCCUGACAGAGGCAACUGGUGCGACAGCUGCUUCUGAGUCACCAGUAGAAGAGCGGUACCCCAAGGAGUCCCACGCGCAUCUCAGUACGGAGAGUCAGCCUACAACACCUAGUCAUCCACCUUCAGACUUCGAAAAUGAAUUGAGUGACGUCGAAAUAGCACCUGAGGAUGUACCUUUGCCUGACUCGGAUCUGCUGUCGAUGACGGAAUCACAGCUGGAAAAUUCUCUGGAGCUUCCGAAGCACGAAAAAACCACGCUGAUGAAGAUGUUGACCAGCUUCUGGUCUGAACGGUCGGCAAGUGGCUGGACGCCUUUGGACUAUCCAUUCGCUCAGAUAGAGCAUGUAUGGGAAGAUUCUGACAUCAUUGUCCGGGAAGAUGAGCCAAGUUCCAUCAUUGCGCUUGCACUCUCUGCGCCUCACUACCUGACUCAGCUUCAGUCCUUCCGCGGCGAUAUAAUUGCAUCUGAGAAAGGGGAUAGCGGGCCCGAAAAUCUAGAGGCCUCGAUUGAACGCAAUUUACUUCACGAGGCGAACAGCAACAUCAGAUAUGGCUUCAACAAUCGCGGGGUCAAAGCGCAGUGCAAGAUUUUCUAUGCUCAGUCUUUCGACGCCCUCCGCCGCAAAUGCGGUGUUGCAGAUCGCUUUGUGGAAUCGCUCUCUCGAUGCUCCAAGUGGGAUUCCAAGGGCGGGAAGUCAAAGUCUAUUUUCCUCAAGACGCUAGAUGAUCGAUUCGUGCUCAAGAGUCUAUCGCCUAUCGAGGUUCAAGCUUUCUUUCGUUUUGCGCCAAAUUACUUCGCCUUUACGCAUCAGAACCUUUUCAAAGGUUUACCAUCGGUAAUUGCAAAGAUGUUCGGUCUCUUCCAGGUCCAGAUCAAGACACCCACUGGUCGCGAUUUCGAUUGGUAUAUGCUCGUCAUGGAGAACUUGUUUUACGAUCGAGAGCCGAAUAGGCGGUAUGACCUCAAGGGCAGUAUGCGUAACCGCAAGAUCGAGUCCACUGGCGAGCGCGACGAGGUCUUGCUAGAUGAAAACCUUGUCGAUAUCAUUUACAGCGAAACGCCAAUCUUCGUCCGUGAACACACAAAGAAGUUGCUGAAGGCAAGCGUAUGGAAUGACACUCUGUUCCUUUCCCAGAACAACGUCAUGGACUACAGUCUCAUGGCUGGUUUCGACGAUGCAAACCAUGAGAUCAUCGUCGGUAUCAUUGAUUGUAUUCGAACCUACACGUGGGAUAAGAAGCUCGAAUCGUGGAUCAAAGACCGUGGCAAGAACAAGCCAACAAUCACUUCGCCCAGGGACUAUCGCAACCGCUUCCGUAGUGCUAUGGAUAAGUACAUCUUGCAAGCACCCAAUUGCUGGCAUCAGUUCUCGGGUAGAGUAGUAGGAGGGGCGCUCUUAGGUAGUCGUAAGACGAUCAUGCUGGAGCCAGGCCCUGACAGUGCUUCUGCGCAGAUUAUGGAGGUUGAGGGUGGUGAGAUGGAGAAAGCGGAGGCUGCAACCAAGGUUUGA
Didymosphaeria variabile is the source of this 7119-nucleotide messenger RNA. RefSeq names its product Mitochondrial distribution and morphology protein 12. The coding region runs from base 1 to 7119 and encodes 2372 amino acids. The transcript is spliced from 2 exons. Gene Ontology annotation, biological process: phosphatidylinositol phosphate biosynthetic process. NCBI's taxonomy places the organism in Eukaryota, Fungi, Ascomycota, Dothideomycetes, Pleosporales, Didymosphaeriaceae. The record is from RefSeq and is a predicted model, not a curated record. Gene Ontology annotation, molecular function: metal ion binding; 1-phosphatidylinositol-3-phosphate 5-kinase activity; ATP binding. Gene Ontology annotation, cellular component: endosome membrane; fungal-type vacuole membrane.